AUGGCCCUUGUCUCAGGGGACCGCAACAGGGACGCUAUUGCAUCUCGUGCCCAAGACUCCAAAAAAAAAAUAUCAACGACCACGCUUGUCUUCUCCCACACACCACCUGCCAAUUCACGCCGCGCAUCGUCCAGCUGCCACUGCCGCUACAUUAACGCUGCCACGAUGCUCGCGCAAUUGCUUCGAGCGCUUAUCCUGCCUGAUGAGGCAUCGCCGUCAUCAUCAACAGCUACAACAACCACGACAGCUCCAUCCUCCUCCUCCUCUUCUCUGCCCCCGACCACAUCGACAUCACCAGCUGCCGCCGCCCCGAAACAACAUGCCCCCCUCUCCUUACCGCCUACAACGCCCCUACAGCUACCCUCCUCGCACCAGCCCGCCAUGACCCCGCUCCAGCGCCAAAUCAAGCAGCUCUCUCUCUUCUUCGCCGGCGCCGGCUUCAUGGCCGCCUCGGUGCUCGUCACUCGUCGAGCCGUGAUCCGGCGCCAGCGCGAGUCUAUCCCGCGCUUCUUCCACGCAUCCAACGACAUGGCCGCUGCUGCCCUCGACUCGGGCGACAAGUCGAUGCUGGCCGUGCAGGCGUUUGGUCUGGCCACUCUCAAUGUCACGGCGUUUGGCGUGCUCAUGACGGGCGGCAUGGCGUGGGCUUGCGACCUCUGCUCCCUUGGCGAGCUGCGUGAGCGCACGCAGGCCGCGCUGCAUAGAGAAACCGGGCAGGGCCUGCUGAAUCCCGAAGACGAGAAGCAGGUCGAGGAGAUGAUGGAGUCGCUGAUGCAAAAGAUGGGCAUGGAAGUGCCCAAGCGAGAGGACCUACAAAAGGAGUUGAGCGCAGCGAGCAAGAGCAUCUCGGACAAGAAAUGA
Molecule: messenger RNA, 861 nt
Organism: [Torrubiella] hemipterigena
Lineage: Eukaryota; Fungi; Ascomycota; Sordariomycetes; Hypocreales; Clavicipitaceae
Source: the annotation of a GenBank genome assembly